Messenger RNA from Andrographis paniculata, 1918 nucleotides. RefSeq names its product inactive protein kinase SELMODRAFT_444075-like. Gene Ontology annotation, biological process: protein phosphorylation. The coding region runs from base 8 to 1663 and encodes 551 amino acids. Lineage: Eukaryota; Viridiplantae; Streptophyta; Magnoliopsida; Lamiales; Acanthaceae. Gene Ontology annotation, cellular component: plasma membrane. The transcript is spliced from 9 exons. The record is from RefSeq and is a predicted model, not a curated record. Gene Ontology annotation, molecular function: protein kinase activity; ATP binding.
AAAGAGUAUGUCUGCAGUGGGUUUCCAAAUUAAAAUAGGCCCAGAGUCUUUCAUUGGAGCACAUGCCCGUGCAAUUGAAGAAGAAGUUUCAAGAAAGCUUGAAUCAUACAUGGGCAUGCUUCAGCAAAGUGUUGAACACUUUCAAGCUAAAGGGGUUGAUAUUGAAGUCAAGAUUGCUGUUGGAGCUCCAAUGAACAAGAUUAUUGUACAAGAAAUUGUAACUCUGGAUGCGACAUGGGCCAUACUUGACAGGCAGCUGAGGAAGGAUUUGAAGUUUUACCUUCAGCACAUACCUUGCAAGGUUGCACAGGUCAUCAAUAAUUUUUCCUUGCAUGUUUUGAGACCUUAUUAUCUGGACAAGAGUACUGGUGUAUUCAAGUAUAAGAUGCUUUACUCGCUAUCCAAGCCUGUUCCACCUCCACCUUCUCCAGAUAAUGAUAUUGGCUGCCUCAAUGAACUGGAAAAUAAAUGUGAUGACUCUUGUCAAGUGAUUCAAAGAGAAACAAGUGAGCUGAGUCAUUCCGAAGAGCCUAAUAUUCGUGAGAUAAUAGUCUCAGAGGAAUGUAGUACUUCUGAGAUACAGAUCUCACCAGAUGAGCAUCCACCUAUUAAUGACAAGGCAAAAAAUGGAUGUGAUGAUUCUCCUCCAAUGAUCCAUAUGGAAAAAAGUCAGCAGACAUUCCCUGAUGCUUCUAGUCUUAACAUUGAUGAUUUGAUAAGGAACCUCCAUUCGAUGGGAUUAACUUACUCCACGUUACAGAUUGCAACUGAUUAUUUUUCAUCUGAUAAUAUGAUUGGAGAAGGUAGACAUGGAAUUGUAUAUAAAGGUCAGCUUAAGGAUGGGCGUCUCACUGCCAUUAAGGUGCAAGAGGACUUAAAUGCUCAAGAUUGCAAUGAAUUUUUGUCUCAAGUAUUUGUCCUCAGCACCGUUCGUCACAGUAACAUCGAGAAACUUCUUGGUUAUUCUUGCAAGGAAAACCUCAACAUCAUGGUCUAUGAAUAUAUAUGCAAUAAAUCACUCGAGUGGCAUCUAUCUGAUAAUACAAACCAUGUUCUUGAAUGGCAUCACAGACAAGCUAUUGCCAUUGGCACUGUAAAAGGGUUGCACUUCCUGCAUAAAGAGUGGUGGGGAAGUCCUUUCAUCCAUGGGGACAUCAGGCCAAGCAAUAUACUGCUCACAGAUGAUUUGUCUCCAACGUUGGUUAACUGCAGCCACUCCAAGUGGAAAACGAAUAACUGUGACUUACAGAGAAGUCCUGAAGAUCUUCUAUAUCUUGCGCCAGAACAAGCAGAAAAUUACAUUUUUUCCUUGAAAACGGAUAUAUACGCCCUUGGUAUUGUUUUAAUACAAUUAAUAUCAGGAAAAUAUGUGUCUGCUUCAUCAGGAGACAACUGCCAACAAUCUCUUAGACAAUGGGCUUUGCCAUUGAUUGAGACACUUGCAUGGGAUGAGCUUGUUGAUCCUCGUCUUGGUAACACAUAUUGCAUGUAUGAACUAUACAGCAUGGCAAAAGCUGCGCACAUGUGCAUUCAAACUAACCCUGAACUACGGCCAACCGCUGAAGAGGUAUUGCACCUUUUGGAGGGGACAAAUAAUCAUCUACGCCACUCAAAGUGUAAUUUAUACCCCAUCAUACUAAGUACAGACGCCAGCCUUGAAUGAGAUGAAGCCAGCAAUUGUUCAUCCAGGCAAUCUUCUAAUUUUUCUUUACUUUUAAUGCUGCUGGAACUUUAAGCAGAUUUGGCACUCUCUCUAUGAGUGUCAUUAAUCUCAUUCUUUGGCCAUCAUCAGUUUGAGUAGAAUAGAGAUAUUGCUAAUGGUUGGCCACUGUAAUAAAUAUUGGAUGUUUUGAACUCCUAAAACAAUUUGGCAAUAUAUCAAUUGUUUUAUGGUUCUACCCUAGGUUAUGUUCAAUUU